Messenger RNA from Ceratosolen solmsi marchali, 5168 nucleotides. It is a transcript of the gene RpI1, whose product is annotated as RNA polymerase I subunit RpI1. Gene Ontology annotation, molecular function: DNA binding. The coding region runs from base 76 to 5163 and encodes 1695 amino acids. Gene Ontology annotation, cellular component: RNA polymerase I complex. Gene Ontology annotation, biological process: DNA-templated transcription. The transcript is spliced from 9 exons. Lineage: Eukaryota; Metazoa; Arthropoda; Insecta; Hymenoptera; Agaonidae. The record is from RefSeq and is a predicted model, not a curated record.
ACUAAAAUUACACAGUAAAUACUUAAGUUCAGUUGGUUAAUUAUUUUGUAGCUUUUGAAAAUUCAAGAAGGAAACAUGAUUAGAUAUCAAACAGGGAUGAGAAUAACAGCCAAGCAUCUGGAUCCAAAAAAUCUAACUUUCUCAGUUUUUACCGCAGAUGAUAUUAAAAAUUUAAGCGUAAAAAAAAUAACAACUCCUGAUUCCUUUAAUGUAAUUGGACAUCCUUUAAUCGGAGGAUUGUAUGAUCCUUGUUUAGGUCCAACAUUUGAUUUUUUAGACCCAUGUAGAACAUGCGGUGGUAAUGUUUCUAAAUGUCCUGGACAUUUUGGACAUAUAGAAUUACCAAUGCCUGUUGUAAAUCCAUUAUUUUAUAAAGCAUUACGAACUUUAUUAAAGUUAUCGUGUUUAAGUUGUUUCACAUUACAAAUUCCUCCAUGUGCCAAGUUAUUACUAGCAGCUAAAUUAAGACUUAUACACGAUGGUUUAUUUACUUCAAUCGAAGGAUUAGAUCAAGAAGUUACAUUAGCUUUAUCAGAUAUGAAUAAUGCAGAAACUGAAGAUGUUUCAUAUUUUCACAAUAUUAUUGAAAAUUACAUGGAAAAUAUUUAUAAUAAAGAAAGAUAUAGAAUAAAUAAGUCUUCAAAUGAAUUAUUUUUUGAUACAAAGAAUGCUAACGUGCAGUGGCAUAGCUGUAUAGAUCAUUUUUUAAAACAAUAUAAUGGUAGAAAAGUGUGUAUCAAUUGUCAAAAAGUAAUACCAAAAAUUAUUAGUUUAAAAAAUAAAUUAAUGACCACGAGAGUGCCAUCAAACGAAGAAGAUAGUUCACAUCGGGUUGUACAUAAAUUAGAAACAAUUAUUAUAAUGCCAGAUCAAUCGAAAGAAUUUUUAAGAAAGUUAUGGCAGAAUGAAAAAGAAACGUUAAAAGUAUUGGUUUCGUGUUUGAACAAUUUAUUAAUAGAAAAUCCUACGGAUAUAUUUUUUUUCGAAGUUAUUCCUGUUGUGCCUCCAAUAGUUAGACCGGUAAAUAUGUUGAACGAACAGAUCGUGGAACAUCCUCAAAGUCAAGUUUAUAAAUCAAUUAUCAUCAAUUGUCUCACUCUACGAAAUGUUAUUCAAGCUAUUCAAGAUGGUGACACGAAUCAACUCCCUGACGCAGGAAAGCUUGUAUUUAACAGUAUAAGAGGUAAUUCUGCUGUCGAAAAACUGCACAAUGCAUGGCAAGACUUACAAGGAAAUGUGGACCAUUUGAUCGAUCGCGAUAUGAAUAAGACAACAGAUUCUACUAUUUGUCAAGGAUUACGACAGAUUAUCGAAAAGAAAGAAGGUGUGAUACGUAUGCACAUGAUGGGCAAAAGAGUAAAUUAUGCUGCCAGAUCGGUCAUAACACCGGAUCCAUAUUUAAACAUAGAUGAAAUUGGUAUUCCAGAGCUCUUUGCUACUAAACUUACAUAUCCUGUACCAGUUACACCCUGGAACGUUACCGAGAUAAGGCAGUUAAUUUUAAACGGACCAAAUGUACAUCCUGGAGCUGUGAUGAUCGAAGGCGAAGAUGGAUUAAUUAAGCGUUUAAGUCCCGAUAAUUAUGUACUUAGGGAAGCUAUUGCCAAGCGACUUCUUACAAUGACUGAAAAGGCAAAUAAAUUUUUCCAUGGUAUUAAAAUAGUUCAUAGACAUCUUCAAAAUGGUGAUAUGUUGUUACUAAAUCGUCAACCAACUCUUCACAAGCCCAGUAUUAUGGCACAUAAAGCUCGAAUACUUAAAGGAGAAAAGACGCUGCGCCUUCAUUACGCUAAUUGUAAAGCAUAUAAUGCUGAUUUUGACGGUGAUGAGAUGAACGCGCAUUUUCCUCAAAAUGAAUUGGCUCGCUCCGAAGGUUACUACAUUGCCAAUGUCACGCAUCAGUAUUUAGUACCUAAAGAUGGAACGCCAUUAAGUGGUUUAAUUCAGGAUCACAUGAUAGGUGGUGUAAAAUUAACACUUCGUAGCACAUUUUUCAACAAAGAAGAUUAUAUGCAACUCGUAUUUUCGGCCCUUUCAAUGAUACAGGGUAAUUUAAUAUUGCUCGCCCCAGCUAUCAUAAAGCCUACGCCUAUGUGGUCCGGGAAACAAGUUAUCUCUACCAUUAUUAUAAACAUAAUUCCACCAAAAAAAUCAUUGAUCAAUCUUACCGGAACCGCUAAAAUAGGAGCGAAUGAAUGGCGAGCGAAAAAAUCAAGACCCUGGAAAUGUGGUACGCCAUUUACGAAUCCUAACGAUAUGUCUGAAGCUGAGAUUAUUAUUCGCAAUGGGGAAUUGCUUUGUGGAGUACUUGAUAAGAAGCAUUACGGUGCCACUCCGUUCGGUCUUAUCCACUGUGUAUUCGAGUUGUACGGUGGAACAACAUCGAGUAAAAUGUUAAGUGCUUUUGGAAAAGUAUUUCAAGCGUACUUGCAAACUAUUGGAUUCACUUUGGGCAUCGAAGAUAUUUUAGUUAAACCAAAAGCCGAUCUUAAACGUGCUGUAAUUAUUAAUGAAUGCCGGCAGAUCGGAGAAAAUAUUCAUAGAUCAAUUCUGGAAGUUCCGGAUAAUACGCCAAUGGAGGUGGUAACGGCAAAGAUGGAAGAAGCAUAUCGUUGCAAUUCGAAAUUCCGGGCUCAAGUCGACAAAAGUUAUAAGGCCGCUUUAGAUUUAUACACGAAUAAAAUCAAUAAAUUAUGCUUGCCUGACAAUCUCAUAAAGACCUUCCCUAAUAAUAAUCUUCAGCUUAUGGUUCAAUCAGGAGCCAAAGGCUCCACUGUCAACACCAUGCAAAUAUCGUGUUUGCUAGGCCAAAUUGAAUUGGAAGGAAAGCGACCGCCUCUUAUGAUCAGUGGCAAAAGUCUUCCGAGUUUUCCGCCGUAUGAUCCAAUGCCAAGGGCGGGUGGUUUCAUUGAUAACCGAUUUAUGACGGGUCUUCAACCUCAAGAAUUCUUCUUUCAUUGUAUGGCUGGGCGCGAAGGUCUUAUCGAUACAGCUGUAAAAACAAGUAGAUCUGGAUAUCUUCAGAGAUGCCUGAUAAAACACAUGGAGGGAUUGAUGGUUAAUUACGACGCGACGGUAAGGGACUCGGAUGGUUGUCUCAUUCAGUUUUCUUAUGGUGAGGACGGUUUGGAUAUUCCCAAGUCGCGUUUUUUGAACGAAGAACAAUUUCGAUUCUUAAUCGAGAAUAAGAAUGCCGUCGCGGACGAGGAUCUGAUGAGACGUCUGAAAAUGUCCGCCGAGACCCAGACGAUCGCCAAGCACGCAAAGAAAAUCCGUAAGUGGACGAAGAGGAAUGGCGGUGACCUACUCGUUAAGCGGCGGCUCAGCGAAUUUUCCAAGUUCUCCGUCGAUAAUAGGAAUCCCAACAGCAGCAAGAACAAGAUCAUUGAUUUCCAAUGCGGGAGGAGCAAAGCCGCGAUCUCCCUCAUGAAAAAGUGGAUACGCGCGGACGAAGAAACAAAGAACUCUUAUAGGAGACAGUGCGUGAAGUGUCCGGAGCCACUGAUCGCCAAGUACAGGCAGGACACGACCUUUGGUAUAUUGUCGGAAAGACUUGAGCAAAUGUUGGAGAAAUACGUGAGCAAAGCCACCUCUUUUACGGCAAAAUUGAAAAAGGAUGAGCUAAAGGAUGUCUUAUGCGCAAAAGUCAUGAAUACCUUUUGUUCGCCCGGCGAACCAGUCGGUCUAUUGGCCGCGCAGUCGAUCGGCGAGCCCUCGACCCAGAUGACCCUCAAUACCUUCCACUUCGCGGGACGUGGUGAGAUGAACAUGACUCUCGGUAUACCACGGCUACGCGAGAUCUUGAUGAUGGCCUCGAAAAACAUCAAAACGCCGAGUAUGGAGAUUCCGUUCAAGAAGGAUAUAGUCAAUUUGGAAGUACAGUCGACGAAGGUACGACUUAAGCUGACCAAAUGUUAUGCCGCCAACAUCCUCGAGCACAUCGAGAUCCGUAAGAGGCUCGUCCAGCGUGAUCAAUACGUGAUCGAGUACGUGAUUCACAUCGAUUACCUGCCCUACAAAUGCUACAAAAAUGAGUUCUACAUCCAACAGCACGACGCGAUCGCCAAGACGGAGACGAUGUUCUUUAAAGAAAUGUUCAAACAAAUAAAGCGAGUCUUAAAGAAGACGGGCGCCAAUGUAUUUUUCCAGGAGGAUAAGAAGCAAACGAAGAAUGACGAUUUGAAAUUGGACGAGGAGGAGAUGGUGUCCGAGAACAAUCCUAAUUUAGGAAAGAGAUUCGACCUUGGAGAGAUGCACGAGUCGUCGGACGAGGAGGAGCUCGCCGAAGAUGCGGAUGCGACCGUGUCGAGGUCGGUCGCGCGUCACAAAGAGAAUCGGGAAUACGAGGAUCCGGAGGAGAGCGAUGAAGAGUUAGAGGACGCGCCCGACGAUAAUCCAGCUGAGCCGACUAAGUUCAAUGAGGACGAAGACGAAGACAACGACGUUGCAAUGGAUUGGCAAAAGACGGAGGAUAUGAAAUAUGAGCAGAGGAAAAAACGCGUUAUCGAGACUUACCUGCACUGCACCAAUUACGAUUAUGACACGAAGGACAGCCAAUGGUGCGAAUUUACAUUUGAAUUACCCAUUCAAAUGUCCAAGUUUGAUAUGCCAAUGAUACUUCGUAAUGUUGCGAACAAAUUGGUUUUCUGGGAAACACCCUGCAUAAAGAGAGCAUUUAUAAUCGAAAAUCAAAAUGGAGAACAAAUAUUAAAGACAGACGGCAUCAAUAUUGUGGAGAUGUUCAAAUACGAUAAAAUUUUAGAUUUGUGUAGAUUGUAUACCAAUGAUAUUUAUGCCGUAUCUCAGACUUACGGCAUCGAGGCGGCAUACAAAGUUGUCAUUAAAGAAAUUAAAGAUGUAUUUAAAAUGUAUGGAAUUGUUAUAGAUACAAGACAUUUGUCGUUGAUAGCGGAUUACAUGACGUUCGAAGGCACUUUCCAACCUCUUAGCCGUAAGGGCAUGGAAGAUUCAACUUCGCCACUUCAACAAAUGAGCUUCGAAAGCUCUCUUAAUUUUUUAAAGAAUGCCACCCUUCAAGGUAAACGUGAUAAUUUAUCUUCACCCUCUAGCCGUCUGAUGGUGGGUCAACCUUGUAAAUCUGGUACCGGCUCGUUUUCGUUAUUGGUAGACAUUCAACAACAAAUAGAUCAAUCAAAUUCCUAAUGAGG